AUGGCAACCAAAUAAAAAUCAAUUGAAGAUUAUAGAAAUGCUGUGAAGUUAUUAAAAUUAAAAGUGCUCAAAUUGCAGAAGCACAACGAAGAGCUUGUCGACAAACUAAGAGAGCAAGGAAUUCCCCUUGAUUAAUAGCACGAUUAAGUUGAUCUGAGCAAUCAAGCAGUUAUGGGAAUUUUUUCAAGAAGUUGUAGAAGGGUUGGACUAACUCCAGAAAUGAUGUUUAGAGCAUCUGAUAGGGAAGGAUAAGGAUAGAUAAGUACUGAAGAUAUGAGACUUUUUUUAUCGAAAGUUAGAUUAGGUUUGAAUAAUACCUAAUUGACUAUGUUGGUGAGAAUUUUUGAUGAGGAUUGCUCAGGAGUCAUCAAGAGAGAAGAGUAUUAUGAUUGUUUGUAAGCGUAUGGAAUCAAUGAGGAGAAAGUAUCUGGUUAAGCUAGAACUUAUGGUUAGGAGAGUCUCUUAAAGUACGCUCGUUUACUAUUGAUGAAUAGAAUGUCAGUUGAGGAUUCUCUUAAAAGAAUGGGAGAUAAUAUAAUUCCAUCGCAUUUUGUGUCUUUCAUUCAUGGAAUUGAUGGAUCAAAUUUAUUAAAUGAAAAGGAAAUCAUAGCUGUUUUCAAUCACAUUGAUGUCAAUAAGAGUGGAGUUCUUUAGGCUACAUUUUAUGAUUAAGAAGUUCGUAAAGCAAUGAGGGUUGCAUAAUCUGACAUAGGUUUGGGCGUCCAAAUAAAUCCAAAUCCAAACGCUGGAGGAGGAGGAGGCAAUCCAAUUCCUAAGGCUUAGCCUGUGGGCAUCCUGAAACCAACUCAAGCUUCUUAAUAAUUGGAUCCCUUUAGAAUGACUCAAACGUAGAUGGGAUAAUCAAAAUCAGGUCUGAAUAUGUCAUCUUCACAUGCAUUUUUGAAUGAGACAAUCAUUAUGUUGACUGAUGAGGACAGGAAGAAUAUUCAAACAAUUAUAACCAAAUUAAAAGCAUAAGGAGUUGAUGCUAUUGAGUUUAUAAGAAAUGUUAUAUAAUAAUUGGAAGUACCAGGGGCAGGAAUUUUGUUGUAUGACUUUUAUAAGAGAUUUGAUAAGAAGAUUCCAAAAAGCGAUUAAUUGUCAUUUUUUAAUGCAAUUGAUUUGAAUAAAAAUGGGUCCAUCGAUUAUGAUGAACUGAUGGUGUUUUUCUAAGAAUUCAAGUCUCCAAAAGACAAUUAUGAUUUGUUGUUUGAAAUUUUAACUAGAAAAUUAUAAGCGUUAGAAAUAGGAAUAGUUUAACAUUUAGCUUCUGAAUAAAUUUAUGAAGAUACCCAAUUGAAUUAGGAAUUAUUUUAUUAAUUGGCCUAGAUUUUAUUCUCAUGUCCCUCAAAGAAGCAUUCUGAUGCCCUAUUUUCUUAUUUUGAUAUAGAUGGAUCUGGAGUUCUAUCAGCUCAAGAAAUCAUUGAUUAAGUCCAAAAGAUUCUAUUAAUUUAUGUUCCUUAGAAAACUAUGAAUUUAGAUAAUACACUUAAUAAAUCAAUGAGAGCUUCUCUGAAAUCAGUAGGGGAAUAUGCAACAACACUAUCGAAAUUGAAACCUGUGUUAAUAGAAGAGGAUUAUUUUAGUAAGUACAGAAUGGAAGGAAGUGGAAGAACUUUACAUAAGGAAGAAACUAAAUGGACAACUAUUUUCAAUUCAGAUUUAGCAUGUUUAAGGUAUGUUUACGAGGAAAUUUCGAAAUUGGAAUAGAGUCCAGGUACAAAAUGGGAAGACCCAGACUUUGGACCUACCAAAGAAGAUCCUUAUGGUAGUAAGAGUAUGUACUUUGCUGAUAACGAUGUACCAGAGGGAGCUCCAUAGCCUAAGGAAUGUAAAUGGUUGAGACCUGAGGAGUUCUUGGCAGCAUUAGUAGAGAAUGGAGAUGAACAAUAUAAAAAUUGUACUGUUGAUGUGUUUGAUGAAGAUGGAGCUGCUUCAAAUGAUGUGUGUCAAUCUAAGUAUUUAGGUAAUUGUUGGUUUGUCUCUGCAUUAUCCAUUAUAUCAGGGUAUGAGUAAUAUUUGCAAGGGGAUUUUGUGAUAACCUAAGAAUCCAUAUAAGAAUUGACAGAUGAGGAAGUCAACGGAAUGCUUAUUGGAGUUUAUCCACCUUGUUUCAAAUUCUUAAGAAAAUAUGGUCUAUAUGUGAUGAGAUUCUUCAAGAACUUUGGGUGGAAAUAUGUUGUUAUAGAUGACAAAUUAUGUGUAAAGGAUAAUGAAUACGUAUUUGGUAAAUGUAGAAAGCCGACUGAAUGUUGGGUCAAUUUGAUUGAGAAGGCUUAUGCAAAGCUUCAUCAAAACUACUUUUCUUUAACAGCUGGAGAUAUUGCUUAGGGACUAGCUGACAUGACUGGUAAGGUACCUGAUAAAAUUAAAUUGAAUGAAGAAUGUACAAAGGCUGAAAAGGAAGACCUUUGGAAUCUGUUAUUAAAAUGUAAGAAGGACGGAACAAUGUUGGGAUGUAGUGCCGAAGGUGGAACUGAGUUGUAUUUAAAAAUAAAUGAUGAGGACACAGGUGUUAUGAGUGGACAUGCUUAUGGUAUAUUAGAUGUAUUUGAAAUACCUGAUUAGAGUUGCGAUAACUAUCAUAAAUCACAUAGAUUAUUAAAAAUCAGAAAUCCUUGGGGAUAUGGAGAGUGGAAAUUGAAAUGGUCAGAAAAUCCCGAUUAUUCUGCUAAAUUGGAUAAAUGGAUAGAUUGGAUAAAUGAUUAUUAUUAAAAGGAAAUUGAAAAGGCCAAGUUGGAAGGUAAAGAACCUCCUGAACCAUACGUUUAUGGAUAAGAUGACGGUACAUUCUUUAUGUGUUUCAAAAGUUGGAGAACAGUAUUUUCUAAUUUGUUCUAAUGCAUUGAUUUUCCUGAUGAUUGGAGUGGAUUGAGAGCAUUCGAUUAAUUUGGACUGUAGAGUUCUGGAGCCCCUAUGAAAACUGAGGCCUCAUUAAUUCAAUAUGCUCAAAAGAAUCCAUAAUACAUUCUUGAGUUGAAAAGAAAGAAAGGAGACAAGACUAGUAUGUACAUAUAAAUGUAGUAGAUGGAUGGUAUAUAUUAAAUAUGUAUUUUAAUAGGGCGAUUGUUUUUGGGGGAAAGAUAUCCAUUCCCAAAUGUGAUGAAACCCAUAUUACUUUGCGUAUUUUCUUUAGGACCCACUGAGAAAUGCUUGGCCAAAUUUGAUGACAAAAAGGUAGUUGCCUCUUCGGGUAAGUUGAAUUUGAGAAGAGAAAUUGAUACUAAUGACAUCUCUUUAAGUAAUGGUAGAUAUGCAGUCAUACCAUGUACAAAGGAGGGAGCCUAACAAAUUGAUUUCACUUUGAGUUUCUAUUUUGAUUGUGACAAGAGCGAAAUCAAUAUCACAAAAUAUGGUGAUCCACGCUUUAAACUUUAUCCGAUUACAGAGGAAGAAGAGGAAGUAUCUAAGGUGCCUGAUGAAUUAAAGAAGUUGUUAAAAAAACAGGCUUAGGAAGUAUUAAGUUAAUAAUGA
Messenger RNA from Paramecium tetraurelia, 3474 nucleotides. RefSeq lists its product as uncharacterized. The record is from RefSeq and is a predicted model, not a curated record. Gene Ontology annotation, biological process: proteolysis. Lineage: Eukaryota; Ciliophora; Oligohymenophorea; Peniculida; Parameciidae. The transcript has 4 exons. Gene Ontology annotation, molecular function: calcium-dependent cysteine-type endopeptidase activity; calcium ion binding. Gene Ontology annotation, cellular component: cytoplasm.